GUGGACUUUGUUUUAUUAGGUGGGGAUCUUUUUCAUGACAACAAACCUUCCAGAAAAACAGUACACACUUGUUUGGAGACACUAAGAAAAUACUGCAUGGGUGAUCGUCCUGUUCAGUUCGAAAUUUUGAGUGAUCAGGCAGUUAAUUUUCAUUAUAGCAAGUUUCCGUGGGUGAACUAUCAGGAUGGAAAUCUCAACAUUUCUAUUCCAAUUUUUAGUAUUCAUGGCAAUCAUGAUGAUCCCACAGGGACAGAUGCACUGUGUGCGUUGGAUAUUUUAAGCUGUGCAGGAUUGUUGAAUCACUUUGGACGUUCACCUUCUGUGGAGAAAAUAGAUAUUAGUCCUAUUUUAUUGCGUAAGGGUAGAACAAAAAUUGCACUGUAUGGCUUGGGAGCUAUUCCAGAUGAGAGGUUGUAUCGUAUGUUUGUCAAUAAACAAGUGACCAUGCUGAGACCAAAGGAAGAUGAAGAUAAUUGGUUUAACUUGUUUGUGAUUCAUCAAAAUAGGAGCAAACAUGGAGCUACCAACUACAUUCCAGAGCAGUUUCUAGAUGACUUUAUUAAUCUUGUUGUGUGGGGUCAUGAACAUGAGUGCAAAAUAGCUCCAUGCCAAAAUGAACAGCAACGUUUCUAUGUUUCUCAGCCAGGAAGUUCAGUGGUGACAUCUCUGUCCCCUGGAGAAGCUGUGAAGAAACACAUUGGUUUGCUGCAUGUUAAAGGAAAAAAAAUGAAAAUGCAGAAGAUUGCUCUAGAGACAGUGCGAACUUUCCACAUGGAGGAUAUUGUUCUAGCCGAUCAUCCAGAUCUUUUUAAUCCUGACAAUCCUAAAGUCACUCAGGCAAUACAAGCAUUCUGCAUGGAAAAGGUUGAAUUGAUGCUGGACAAUGCAGAAAGAGAACGCUUGGGAAAUCCACGCCAGCCAGAGAAGCCUCUCAUAAGAUUACGAGUUGAUUAUGCAGGUGGCUUCGAACCAUUCAGUGUACAUCGUUUUAGCCAGAAGUACGUGGAUAGGGUGGCUAACCCAAAAGACAUCAUCCACUUUUUCAGGCAUCGUGAACAAAAAGAGAAAAAUGACAGUGAUUUUAAUUUUGGAAAACUGGUUAGCAGACCUGCUUCUGAGGGGAUGACGCUGAGGGUGGAAGACCUUGUAAAGCAGUAUUUUCAGACAGCGGAGAAGAAAGUACAGCUUUCACUUCUAACUGAAAGAGGAAUGGGAGAAGCAGUGCAGGAGUUUGUGGACAAGGAGGAAAAAGAUGCCAUAGAAGAGUUGGUGAAAUUUCAACUGGAAAAAACACAGAGGUUUCUUAAGGAACGUCGUACUGAUGCAGAGGAAGGAAAAAUAGACGAGGAGGUGCGAAAAUUCCGGGAGAGUAGAAAAAAGAAUGCCGAAGAAGAAGAUGAGGAAGUUCGUGAGGCGAUGACCAGGGCUAGAGCCCACAGAUCUGAAGAUGCAGUUCUUGUCACAGCCUCCAGUGAUGAAGAACUCAUGGAUAUGGGAAUGAAAGGCACUGGUGAUUCAGAUGAUGGCCUUCCUGCAACACUGAGCCGAGGAAGGGGUUGGGCAAGAGGUAGGGCAAGAGGCGCAAGAGGACAAAAUUCAAGAGGUCAGAAUUCAUCGGCAAGAGGUUCAUCUCGAAGGGGAAGAGGAAGCACUAGCCAAGAGUCAGCUACUAGCAGCAGAACCUACAAGCCUGUAUCUGUGCCUGCCAAGAAUAUGUCUAUCGUGGAUGCCUUUAGGUCUUUGAAACCAGACUCCUCCUUGAACUCAUCUAAAUCUUACUCAGAGGAUAUCAUAGAUGAUGACUCUGAUCUAGAAGACAUUUCUAUUGUUCCUUCUUCCAAAGCAAAUCAAAGGUUGUCAACUACACCUUCACUUAGUAAAAGAGGUUCACAAAGCCAAACAUCUAGAGGAGUUGAUUUUGAGUCAGAUGAGGAUGAAUUCGAUCCAUUCAAAAGCACUGCAGCAUCAAGGAGAACUAAGUGA
Cariama cristata (Red-legged seriema) is the source of this 1983-nucleotide messenger RNA. It is a transcript of the gene MRE11, whose product is annotated as MRE11 meiotic recombination 11 homolog A (S. cerevisiae). The annotation marks the transcript as partial. Gene Ontology annotation, biological process: meiotic DNA double-strand break formation; double-strand break repair via nonhomologous end joining; double-strand break repair via homologous recombination. The transcript is spliced from 17 exons. Gene Ontology annotation, cellular component: nucleus; Mre11 complex. The record is from RefSeq and is a predicted model, not a curated record. Lineage: Eukaryota; Metazoa; Chordata; Aves; Cariamiformes; Cariamidae. Gene Ontology annotation, molecular function: DNA endonuclease activity; manganese ion binding; 3'-5'-DNA exonuclease activity.